This is a messenger RNA of Rhododendron vialii, 1429 nucleotides long. Its product is annotated as translocase of chloroplast 34-like. Gene Ontology annotation, molecular function: GTP binding; protein-transporting ATPase activity. Lineage: Eukaryota; Viridiplantae; Streptophyta; Magnoliopsida; Ericales; Ericaceae. The transcript has 8 exons. The coding region runs from base 250 to 1203 and encodes 317 amino acids. The record is from RefSeq and is a predicted model, not a curated record. Gene Ontology annotation, cellular component: chloroplast outer membrane. Gene Ontology annotation, biological process: intracellular protein transport.
GCUGUCUCUCUCCAGUUUCCACCGAGAAUUAGAGGAGUAAAAGGGUGGGGGUUUUUUACAGUACAUCCGCGGGGAACCUACAACUACAACAGCUCAAGGCGAUAAGGCCAAUCUCGUCUCCUUCUGCAGCUGUAGCUCUAGCCCUAGCCCAGGGCUGAUUCUAGGUCAGAGUCACCAAAACCCCUUUCCCUCCUCGUAAUCUAAGCCAAUCUCCUCGAAUUGCGGAUAGGCGAAGAGAAAACGCUGUUGAUGAUGGCGUCUCAGAUAAUCCGAGAAUGGACUGGGAUUCAGCAGUUCCCUCCUGCCACUCAGACCAAAAUGCUUGAAUUGCUUGGAAAACUCAAGCAAGAGAAUGUAAACAGCCUGACAAUUCUUGUGAUGGGGAAAGGAGGUGUUGGAAAAUCUUCGACGGUGAACUCCAUCAUUGGGGAAAGGGUGAUGGCUGUCAGUGCAUUCCAGUCAGAAGGGCCAAGACCUAUGAUAGUUUCACGGUCACGAGCAGGAUUUACGUUGAACAUAAUCGACACUCCAGGAAUCGUCGAAGGAGGAUAUGUCAAUGAUCAAGCACUUGAGCUCAUAAAAAGGUUCCUUUUGAACAAAACCAUUGAUGUUUUGCUUUAUGUCGACCGACUAGAUGCGUAUAGAGUGGAUAACUUGGAUAGACAGGUUGUCAGAGCUAUAACUGAUAGUUUUGGCAAAGAAAUAUGGCAAAGAGGAAUGGUCGUCCUGACACAUGCUCAGCUCUCUCCUCCAGAUGGUUUGAGUUACGAGGAUUUCUUCUCUAGAAGAUCGGAAGCUCUUCUAAAAGUUGUUCGCGGGGGAGCUCGCAUAGCGAACAGAGAAUUGGAGGAUUAUUCUCUUCCAGUUGUUUUGGUUGAGAACAGUGGGAGAUGUAAUAAAAAUGAUUGUGACGAAAAGAUUGUUCCAAACGGGACCGCUUGGAUUCCCAAUCUAGUCAAAACAGUAGCAGAUGUUGUUGCAAAUGGAAGCAAGGGUAUUUUGGUUGACAAAAAGCUAAUUGAAGGGCCAAACCCAAACCAAAGGGGGAAGUUGCUUAUUCCUAUCAUUUUGGCAAUCCAAUACUUUCUUAUUAUCAAACCGAUUAAAGCGUGGAUCAAUCAUGAUGUCAAGAACGAAAGGAAACCUGCAUGGGAGUUGUGGGACGUGGAUUCCGCUGGACAGGAUGGAAAUUUGUCUGAUUAGCCUGUAGCUUUGAUCACAAUUGAUUUUUUAGAGUUUUGGCAAAAUUUCUCUCAUGUGCGUAUUUUUUUGUUGUAGUAGUAUUUAUUUUCUCGUCUUUUGAAGUUGACACGAUUGGUGGCAGCGGCUGUUGGAUCUGUGUUUUCGUGUUUUGAGGAGACUACUUGUGUUCUUUGUACGGUUUAUGCACUUCGCAUUGAAUCACCUGGGUCAUUUUGUAUCUUUGAAA